Messenger RNA from Dentiscutata erythropus, 164 nucleotides. NCBI's taxonomy places the organism in Eukaryota, Fungi, Glomeromycota, Glomeromycetes, Diversisporales, Gigasporaceae. The record is from the annotation of a GenBank genome assembly.
ACGAAUUUCUCUGUAUUGUCCUUUGGUUUUUUUGCGCCUACUAGUCUUCCCCAUGGCUUACUAGUAACAGGUUCUUCUAGUAUGACAGAUGAGAGAUUGCAGGAGAGACUAGAAAUUGCUAUGAUUAUUAUUGAGAGGGUAUGUGGGCUCCAAAAAUUCUAUAC